Molecule: messenger RNA, 2076 nt
Organism: Saccostrea echinata
Lineage: Eukaryota; Metazoa; Mollusca; Bivalvia; Ostreida; Ostreidae
Product: myeloperoxidase-like
Exons: 15
Coding region: 1-2064 (687 amino acids)
Biological process (GO): response to oxidative stress
Molecular function (GO): peroxidase activity; heme binding
Source: RefSeq, a predicted model, not a curated record
AUGGUUUGGAUCGACUCAGCUUUGGAAUUUUGUAUUCUCCUUCUGCAGAUAGUCUUACUUCGUUCAAAUGAUCUUUCUGUGGAUGACAUUGUAUCUAAAGCUAUCGAUAAUGGCUAUAGAAACAUGAAAUUUGAAAGAACGUGUUCGAAUACAGACGAUCAGGAUCUGCCAAGAGAUGAAAGUAAAUUAUUUGACUUCAUUAGGAAACAGAAAGAGUUCGAAGAAAAUACGUCAAAUGCGGGAAGGCUAUACAUAGAAGUCAACAAAGAGCUUGUAAGGCUAUCUGGUAAAAGUAUUCAUCAGCUGAUUAGAUCAAAGGCAUAUCGUGAAUCCUUUGCAAAACAGUUUUGUCGUCGUACAUCCCUCCGAUGUGAAAUGUAUGUGAAUUCACCAUAUCGCUCAGCAGACGGCAGAUGUAAUAAUAUACGAUACCCUACGCUUGGAUCAAAGGGAGCCAUACAAUCACGAUAUCUUCCUCCCCAAUAUGACGAUGACAUAACGAGACCCCGAGAAAGGUCAGGAACUGGAAAGUUAUUAUUGAGUCCUCGAAUAAUAAGUAACGAGGUGUUCCGAGGUUUAGGUAUCAAAGAGAGCACACCCAAAGAUAAUAAUCUUUCUCUGAUGACCUUUACAUGGGGUCAGUUUCUUGACCAUGACAUUGUACUUACCCCCGUUGCAACAAAUGUGGACGGUGAUGAACUUGAAUGCUGUGGGAAAGAUGCAGACUAUAUCGAUUGUGUUCAAAUUUCAAUACCAGCCAACGACGCACAUUUCAGAGGGCGUCAACGUUGUAUGUCCUUCUCAAGGUCAAUGCCGGCAGAGUCCUUUGAUGGUUGUGCACCAGGUUAUCGAGAGCAGGCUAAUCGUCUGACGUCAUUCAUUGAUGCCGGCAACGUUUACGGCAACAGUCUAUCAUCGCAUGCUUUACUCAACGCUCCAAAUGGGUGUUUAAACACAACAAAGUAUAAUUUACUGCCUCCUGGAGGUGUGUGUAAGAUCCUCAGCAAUGACAGAGACCAUUGUCCCAGGGCAGGGGAUGAAAGAGUGAGUGAGAACCCUUCCCUGGGAGGGAUGCAUGUUAUAUGGGUGAGACAACACAACAAGAUUGCCCAACACCUAGCAAAAACUACAUCAUGGUCUUCCUAUAAAAUCUUUCAAGAAACUAGGAAAAUCAUAGGCGCCAUGAUGCAGCACAUCACUUAUGGGGAGUACUUACCCAAAAUACUGUCACCGAAGACCAUGGCAAGGCGUAACCUUUAUCUAAGGAAAUCAGCUUAUGAGACGCGGUACGACCAGGAAACAGAUCCAUCGGUAAAAAAUGUGUUUGCAGCAGCUGCGUUCAGAUUCGGACAUUCACAGAUUCCACCACAAUUAGGAUAUCUGUUCAAGGAUAUGACAAGUCGUUCCUUCAAGCUGGAGGACACCCUUAUGGAUCCUCAUCUUGUUGUAACCCAGAAAGGCGUAUACCUCCCAGACCUGGUCCGAUUUGUGUUACGAAAUAACUCCAGACUAGUAGACAGGCAUAUUGAAUCAGCUGUACGAAAUACCCUAUUCGUUGAUUUUAAGGGUGAAAGUUUUGACUUGUCUGCCUUAAAUUUACAAAGAGGGCGUGACCACGGACUUCCCUCGUACACAGCCUGGAGAAAACAUUGUGGUCUGAUCGUACCGAGGUCAUUUGGACAGCUGGUGGACCAUGAUGUCCAAACGAGAGAGAAACUUUCUAAUGUUUACGAGUUAGUGGCUGACAUUGAUGUAUUUGCUGGAGGAAUUUCAGAACUGCCAGAGGAAGGAAGUGUUUUAGGGCCAUUGUUCAACUGCUUACUUGGAAAACAGUUUCACGAUCUGAAGUUUGGUGACAGAUACUGGUUCGAAAAUCCAGGAAUAGGUGGAUUCACUCCAAGUCAGCUUCAGGCCAUUCGCAGUGUGACAUUGGCUUCUGUAAUCUGUAAUACUUUAGACAUCGGCGAGGUUCAGAAGGAUGCAUUUGAAAUUCCACAUAAGGGAAAUCCACUCGUUCCUUGCCAAAAAAUACCAAAAUUGAAUUUAGAUUCGUGGAAGAAAUAAAAUUCAUACCAG